AUGGUAAUAACACGAUUAAAGAAUAACCUAGGGCUCAUUGACUGUUGCCAGUCUGCCACCUCUACACUCUUUUACAAAUCUUACUCCGACCAACUAGUUCCAAUUCUACACACAGCGUUCAACCACGCGCUCAACAACCCUCACCUCAUCCCAUCUAGAUUUAAAUUUGGUAUAACCUUUGUGGCAAAGAGUUAUUUGGCCUACAGCGAAUCCUACGCCGAUUCCUAUACAAUCCGUGAUGUUGACAGGUCUGGUGGCAGUCUUUCAGGAUCAACAUUGCUAUUAUGGUCUGUCGGGCCAUAA
Molecule: messenger RNA, 303 nt
Organism: Cavenderia fasciculata
Lineage: Eukaryota; Evosea; Eumycetozoa; Acytosteliales; Cavenderiaceae
Exons: 3
Coding region: 1-303 (100 amino acids)
Source: RefSeq, a predicted model, not a curated record